CAAUUGCCUGCACGGUCCUUACGCUACGUCUCCUCAGCCACACGAUCUUCCCACUUAUACACACCAAUCGCAACCAUGGGAUACGAUUUCACCGUCUACAAGGGGUCCAAGGACGGAUCCAUCACGCCAGCCACCACCCACCGCGAUGAUCUGCAGAAAGACCAGGUGCUGGUGCGGGUCACCCACUCGGGGGUCUGCGGCACCGACCUGCACUACCGGACGACGGAGAUGGCCUUGGGCCACGAGGGGGCGGGCGUGGUGGAGGAAGUCGGGCCGGAGGUCCAGGAGCUGAAGAAGGGCGACCGGGUCGGAUGGGGCUACGAGCACGACUGCUGCGGCCGGUGCGAGAACUGCCUGACGGGGUGGGAGACGAUGUGUCCCGAGCGGAAGAUGUACGCGGGGGCGGACCUGGACCAGGGCUCGUUCGCGACCCACGCUGUCUGGCGGGAGGCCUUCCUGUUCCGGAUCCCCGAGGGAUUCAGUAACGAGGACGCGGCGCCGCUGAUGUGCGGCGGCUCGACAGUUUUCAAUGCCCUGGUGGUGGCCGGGGUGAAGUCGACCUCCCGCGUCGGCAUCGUCGGCAUCGGCGGCCUGGGCCACCUCGCCAUCCAGUUCGCCGCCAAGAUGGGCUGCCAUGUGGUCGUCUUCUCUGGCAGUGACAGCAAGAAGGAGGAGGCGCUCAAGCUGGGCGCCAAGGAGUUCUACGCCACCAAGGGCGCCAAAGAGCUGAAGAUCGGCAAGCCCCUUAACCACUUGAUUGUCUCGACCAGCAGCCAGCCCGAUUGGAGCCUGUACACCUCCGUCCUCGCCCCCGGCGCCGUCAUCUCCCCGCUCUCCGUCGACAGCGCCGAGUUCCGCUUCCCCUACAUGACCCUGCUCACGAGCGGGCUGCGCGUGCAGGGCGGUAUCGUCGCGGCCAGACAGGUCCACCGCGAUAUGCUGGCCUUCGCGGCCCUGCAUGGCAUCAAGCCGAUCAAGAUGACCUUCCCCUUGACGCAAGAGGGGGUGCAGGAGGCGUUGAAGACGCUGAAGGACGGCAAGAUGAGAUACAGAGGUGUUCUCGUUGCGCAAUAGAUGUCGGGCUGUGAUGAUUAUGAGCGGAAGGGGUGAAGGACAAAUGUAUGCUAGAUGUAUAUACUAAUUUGCGAAGAAUAAUGACGAUUAUGAC
This is a messenger RNA of Aspergillus saccharolyticus JOP 1030-1, 1168 nucleotides long. RefSeq names its product NAD(P)-dependent alcohol dehydrogenase. NCBI's taxonomy places the organism in Eukaryota, Fungi, Ascomycota, Eurotiomycetes, Eurotiales, Aspergillaceae. The transcript has a single exon. Gene Ontology annotation, biological process: alcohol metabolic process. The record is from RefSeq and is a predicted model, not a curated record. The coding region runs from base 76 to 1074 and encodes 332 amino acids. Gene Ontology annotation, molecular function: zinc ion binding; alcohol dehydrogenase (NADP+) activity.